Molecule: messenger RNA, 2271 nt
Organism: Penicillium daleae
Lineage: Eukaryota; Fungi; Ascomycota; Eurotiomycetes; Eurotiales; Aspergillaceae
Gene: crzA
Product: putative C2H2 transcription factor Crz1
Exons: 2
Coding region: 1-2271 (756 amino acids)
Biological process (GO): regulation of transcription by RNA polymerase II
Cellular component (GO): PcG protein complex; transcription regulator complex
Molecular function (GO): RNA polymerase II cis-regulatory region sequence-specific DNA binding; DNA-binding transcription factor activity, RNA polymerase II-specific
Source: RefSeq, a predicted model, not a curated record
AUGGCAUCCCACGAUCAUACCCAGGGCCCGGGUCCCGUCUCCGCAGAGAUUAAGCGUCGCAGCGUGAGCCCAUCACCCCACGCCCAACAACAAUAUCACGACCCAACCGCGGGUCUAGCCCUGGGCCCCUCCAUGUCAGCCGCAUAUGGGACAAAUCCGCCAUUUGAUAAUUCCAAUGCCGACCCCAGCAUCAGCGGCACCGAAUCUUACGGUUACUCGGCGAAUUACCUCUCGGGGCUUCCGCCUCAGAGCUUGGCCCCUCCAUCUAGUCAGCCUUUCCCACCAACGCCGAAUACAACCAACAUCGCGAUCUCGCAAUCGUUUGACCCGAACAUGGUGGAACAGCUAGACCCAGGAGUGUCGGGCUUGCAAACGGGACAACUCACCGAGAAUUUCUCCAAUCUGCUCAAUUCAAGCACCGGGGAGCUGGAUUUCUCAGCGUACCAGAACCAUAGCCCUCACAGUGCUAGUGCAUCCGAGUAUGAUUCGUCGCUGAUGCUGGAUCCACAAAUGCACCAGCACCAGCAGGCCAUGCACCAAGCGGUCAAUCCAGCUGAUCUCAUUAGCCCUAUCUCCAAUCCCUCUGCAUCCUCACGCCCACCGUCGCAAGACCCACAGCAGUCAUCCCCCGGGCCCAUGUCACCUCCGGGGGGAACUCCCGGAGCAUACUAUACUCCGCAGCAUUCGCGGCAUACCUCGUUGGAUCCAGCUACGGCCGCCUAUCUCAGUGCGCAGUCGAGCCAGGAUUGGCCGUCUAUGAUAAACAAUAGCGCCUUCCAGAGCCAUCGCAGAGCGCCGUCAGAGGUCUCAGAGGUCUCGUCGGCCAAUCACUCACCCUACUUGGCUCAGCAUGAUUACGAUGCUAUUGAAAACAACACUUCGCCAUCCCUUGCUCCACAGAAUGAUCCGGCUCUAUACGAUAAUGCUCUCGGCAUUGAGCAGUUUACGCUGUCAGAGCAGCACCAGCAGGGCUUCAGCCCCGCCCACAGCCCAUAUAUUUCGCCGCGACUCAUGCCCCAACAGGGCACUGAUAUGGUUCCUAGUAUCCAGUAUACCUCGGCUAGCAACCAGUUCCCACCUGCGCCGAUAGAUAUGUAUGAAAUGCCUGGUGAUGAUAUGAUGGGAUCGCACCCCGCAGGCGACAUUGGUCAAGCCUCCCAGAUGGCGCCUCCAUCGAUUAACGUGGAAUUUGCUCCCCCAUCUCGAAGCCCAAGCUUCGGCCCAAGCUUCGGCCCACCCAAGCCAGUGGCUGAUCUGGACUCCUUGAGUCCCCCCGCAAUGAGACCCCGUGUACGCAGCAAGUCAGAUCCUUACGCACACCCUGCUUCUCGUCAAAGAUCCCCCGCGACUUCAACAACCAGUCUCGAACCCCUUGCCCCUACUUCCCCCCGAUCACUAUCGCCUCACUCGCGUAGCAAUCCUGGCUCCCGUGACGUGUCUCCGUCAAGGUCUAAUAGACGUCUUUCGACAUCAUCCAUCGAGAGUCGCAAUUACAUUCUAGAUCUGGCUGACCCCGGACGCCCUGGUGCAGCUCCCGGUGACUCGAAGCGCGUCCAGAAACACCCUGCCACUUUCCAGUGCACUCUAUGCCCUAAGCGGUUCACUCGAGCAUACAACCUGCGCUCGCAUCUCCGCACCCACACCGACGAACGACCAUUUGUCUGUACAGUCUGCGGCAAAGCCUUCGCUCGUCAACACGACCGCAAGCGCCACGAGGGCCUGCACUCUGGCGAAAAGAAAUUCGUCUGCCGCGGUGACCUUGCCCGGAGCGGCCACUGGGGCUGCGGCCGUCGAUUCGCGCGUGCAGAUGCCCUCGGCCGCCAUUUCAGAUCCGAGGCGGGCCGUGUCUGCAUCAAGCCGCUACUCGACGAAGAGUCUCAGGAACGUGAUCGCAUCUUGGCCGAACACCAACAGCAGCAGCAGCAACCUGCCGGCCACCUGCAACCCGUCCCUCAGCCACUCGUCAUGCCCGGCGUUCCAGGCAUGGACGGCCAAACUUCGGGUAACUUCGUUCUUCCUGCAGCUCUGCUUGCGCAAUACCCAGCACUGCAAACGCUGCAAUGGGACCAGCUCGCCGCAGCGGGCGAUGACCCCAGUGACAUCGGUGGCCGGAGUAGCUUCGACGCCAGCUCUGGAGGCGAAUUCGGCUUUGACGACGACGAGUCCGGCAUUAGCAGUGUGUCGGGCAUAAGUGGUGGAUAUGGAAAUAACCAGGGCACCAUGUACGGAGGUCAGAUGCUUGGGAUGAAUCCAGGGGAUCCUGGAUACUGA